AAUAUCGGCGCGGUCACACUUGUCGAUACUUACUAAAGGUUUUAGGUAAAAAACGACGCAUUCGCCAUGUCCAUGUCAAAAACCACGAACACUUACAAUCGACAGAAUUGGGAAGACGCCGAAUUCCCUAUCCUGUGCCAGACUUGCCUAGGAGAUAAUCCGUAUGUGCGGAUGAUAAAGGAGCGCUUCGGUAAGGAAUGCAAGAUCUGUACGCGUCCAUUCACCAUAUUUCGAUGGUGUCCCGGAUCCCGAAUGCGCUUUAAGAAGACCGAGAUUUGCCAAACGUGUGCACGCCUGAAAAACGUGUGCCAAACCUGUCUUCUGGACCUUGAGUACGGCUUGCCCAUCCAGGUGCGUGACGCGGCACUAAAAGUUUCGGACAAUUUGCCGCAAAGCGAUGUCAAUAAGGAAUAUUAUAUCCAGAACAUAGACGCCCAGCUGAACGAUGGAAAUGGCACUGAAGCAGCAGGGGCAGUCGGCCGAUCCCUUGCUGCCAGUGAGAUGCUUUCCAAGUUAGCGCGCACUGCGCCUUAUUAUAAACGAAACAGGCCACAUAUCUGCUCCUUUUGGGUAAAAGGCGAGUGCAAGCGUGGCGAGGAGUGCCCUUACCGCCACGACAAGCCCAAUGAGCCAGAUGACCCACUGUGCGAGCAAAACAUUAAAGACAGGUACUACGGGCGUAACGAUCCAGUUGCCGAGAAGAUCAUGAAACGGGCAGCUUCGCUUCCCACCCUCGAACAGCCGGAAGACCGCAACAUCACCACUUUGUACGUGGGAAACCUUCCCGAGGAGAUUACUGAGCCAGAACUGCGAGAUGAGUUUUACCAGUUCGGAGAGAUUCGGUCUAUUGCGCUGGUGCCGCGCCAGCAGUGUGCUUUUGUACAAUACAGCAAAAGAAACUCUGCUGAACUGGCCGCCGAGAGAACUUUUAACAAACUGGUAAUACAAAGCCGUAAGGUAAGCAUAAAAUGGGCGCACUCACAGGCAAAACAAGGCACUGCCGCAAAGACAGACAGACGCUUUGAAGUAUCAGGCAUUUCGCCGACUAGCGCUAAGCCCAGCGACUACUUCAAUCUGCGCCAGGAGCAGAUCAAUGUUAUGCCUGCCGGGAUGAAACUGCACGAGCUACCAUCGAACCUUGUUCCGGCGUCAGCAUACCAUAUGUAUGCCCAACCGACCUACGCCGCGCCCUACUGCAACGCCAGUACCUCAAUCUCUUCUAGUUCAGAAGUGGCUCCUGAUCCCAUUUUGAUUCCUCCACCACCUGGCCAAGGACCUUAUCCCAGUCAGGACGCCAGCCGGUUGGGUGCUGUUAAAAAAUAAAUAUAUGGUGUUUCGUUUGUAGAUAAGGCACUUUUUCAAUGAUCCAAUAAACAAAUAUGUCCUGUA
Molecule: messenger RNA, 1389 nt
Organism: Drosophila eugracilis
Lineage: Eukaryota; Metazoa; Arthropoda; Insecta; Diptera; Drosophilidae
Product: pre-mRNA-splicing factor RBM22
Exons: 1
Coding region: 67-1323 (418 amino acids)
Cellular component (GO): Prp19 complex; U2-type catalytic step 2 spliceosome; U2-type catalytic step 1 spliceosome
Molecular function (GO): metal ion binding; pre-mRNA binding; U6 snRNA binding
Source: RefSeq, a predicted model, not a curated record